ACCACUUCUACCUACAUUUAUCUACCAGCUGGCGAGAACACGCUUUGUCCGUCGCACAUUUGCAUUUGCCACCUCAGACAGACAUGCUGGUCUCUCUGCUCACAACACCGUUCGCGCUCGCCGCGGCGGGCCUCCUUGGUUUUAUUGGCUAUCUGUGUACGAUCCCGUCGAAGAACCUUGUCAAGGUGCCGUCUAACUACGUCAUUGUCGACGAUUCCGAAGUCAAGCCGGGACAUGGCGCCGUGCACCGCGUGGGCACGACGCCCAAGCCGUCGUCCCCUUCCAUGCUGGACUCGCUGAAAGCCACCGUCGAGAAGCACGGCAACAACGCGUUCCUCGGCCGUCGUCCAUUCGACAAGGAUGGCAACGCACUCGACUACGUGUGGGAAACGUACGCGCAAGUGUACUCGCGCAUCCAAAACUUUGCCGCGGGCCUUGUCCACGAAAAGAUGUUUGAAGUCACGAGCGAUGGUGAGAAGCCCCUGUGUCUGUACAUGAAGAACCGCCCGGAGUGGGUCAUCGGCCAGUACACGGCCAUGUACCUCGGUGGGUUUGCCGUCGCGCUCUACGACACCCUCGGCGCCGACUCGACGCAGUUCAUCCUCAAGCAGACCCAGUCCUCCACCGUGGUGUGCACCACCGCCGAACUCGCGGGCGUGUACGCCGCCAAGGCCACCACAUCCACGCUCAAGUUUGUCGUUGUCGUGGACAUCGACACGAUUUCGCCUUCGCAGGCGGACGCCGCUGCUGCCGCGGGCGUCAAGCUUGUCACGCUAACCCAAAUCGAAGCCAUUGGGGCCGCCCAUCCCGUCGCCUCUGCGACGCUUGCUCCCAAUGACAUUUACUGUCUCAUCUACACGAGCGGGACGACGGGCGACCCCAAGGGCGUGCCCAUCACGCACUUGAACGUAAUGAGUGCGGACGAAGGCAUGCGCGAGCGCAUCUGCGUCGGCAACGCCAUGAAGACCUUCACCCACACGGGCGUGCACAUGUCGUACCUGCCGCUGGCCCACUGCAUCGAGCACAUCAUCCACACGAUCAUUAUCAUCGAAGGCGGCCGCAUCGGGUUUUACCAGGGCAACACACUCAAGUUGACAGAGGACCUGGCGGUGCUGCGCCCGACGCUGUUUGUGACCGUGCCCCGCCUUCUCAACAAGAUCUACGACAAGGUCGUCAACGGCGCGCAAGCCGCGGGUGGACUCAAGACGUGGCUGUUCAACCUGGCGCUUGACACCAAGCUGACCAACUUGAAGAAGUACGGACGAACGCGCCACGCUGUGUUCGACAAGCUCAUCUUUUCCAAGAUUCAAACCAAAGUGGGCUUGGACAGGUGCGAGCUCAUCGUGACUGGGUCGGCGCCGCUCGCUGACGACGUGAUGAACUUUUUCCGCAUUUUGUUCGACUUUCCCGUGCACGAAGGCUACGGCCAGUCGGAAACUGUGACCGCCGGCACCAUGACGCACUCGCUGGACGUGACCUGCGGUACCAUCGGGGUGCCCAUCACUCCCAUGGAGAUCAAACUGGUAUCCAUUCCAGACAUGGGGUACAACGUGACAGAUACGACACACGGCGAAGACGACGCGACGCGGAUGGCUGUGAACGGUCGCGGUGAAAUCUGUUUCCGCGGGCCGCCCGUGUUUUCGGGGUAUUACAAGGACCCCGCGCGUACGGCGGAAGCGUUCGAUGCCGAUGGAUGGCUCCACUCGGGGGACAUUGGCGUGUGGACGUUGGACGGUCGGCUCAAGAUUGUAGACCGCAAGAAAAACAUCUUCAAGCUGAGCCAGGGCGAGUACGUCGCGCCCGAGAAGAUUGAAAACAUCCUCAUCACGAGCCCAUACGUGGCGCAGCCGUUCGUGUACGGCGACAGUCUGCAUAGUGUCGUGGUGGCUAUCGUCGUGCCGGACGAGGCCGAGCUGGCAAAGCUCGCGGCGUCUCUCGGGGUGGCUUCUACUUCGUUCGAGUCGUUGUGCGCGAAUCCAGAGGUGGUAGCUGAGGUGCUCAAGUCGCUGGCUGUGUUGAGCAAGAAGGGCAAGUUGUACGGGUUUGAAACGAUCAAAGCGCUCAAGUUGGUACCCGAACCGUUUUCGGUCGAGAACGACCUGAUGACCCCCACGUUCAAACUCAAGCGCAACGAAGCCAAGAAGAAAUUCCUCCAUGACAUUGACGCGCUGUACGCCAAGUGCGGCGAUCUCGUCGCGGGCCACAAUGUGCACCAGCAUUAGCGCGCUACGAAAUGACGGAACAUGGAACGUUGUUGGGAUUCGUAGUGGUUUACAGUUAGGCUCGAGAGAAGACGCUAUUACAGUUCGAUGAUAGAUACGCUGAGGACGACUAUUAAUACUAGUAGUUGAGUUUACUACA
Molecule: messenger RNA, 2361 nt
Organism: Aphanomyces astaci
Lineage: Eukaryota; Oomycota; Saprolegniomycetes; Saprolegniales; Verrucalvaceae
Exons: 4
Coding region: 84-2222 (712 amino acids)
Cellular component (GO): membrane; endoplasmic reticulum
Molecular function (GO): long-chain fatty acid-CoA ligase activity
Source: RefSeq, a predicted model, not a curated record